AUGUCAUUAUACAGUCUAAUAACACCAAAGGCUUUUUCUGAGCUUCUACACAGGAACACUGGAAAACGGAUUGUUCCUGUUGAUGCAACAUGGUACAUGGCCGACAAGGAGCGGGAUCUUGCCAAGAAGGAGUUUAUGGAGUUGGAGAGAAUACACAAUGCUAUUUUCUUUGACAUAGACGUCUUUAUGGACCAGAAGUCGCCAUACCCUCACAUGUUGCCGAGCUUGGAAACAUUCAACGAGGAGAUGGGUAAGUUGGGCAUCCGGGAGGAUGACAUCUUAGUUGUUUACGAUAGAUGCAGCAACUUCAGCGCCUCCCGAGCCGCCUGGGAACUUACCACCUUGGGCCACGAAACUGUUUUCUUGCUCACGGGCCUCAACGCUUACAAAGAGGAAGGGUACCCACUAGAUAUCACCCAAGUGGACUCCGUAACGCCAUACGAGCCUACUUCUUACACCUCGUGCACCAGCCAUGCAAAGGAGCAGGUAAUUACCUAUGAGGAAUUGCAUCACUUGGUUGAGACGGGCGAAAUCAAGCACUACAACUUCUUCGACAUGCGGACGCUACCCCGCUUUUUGGGCGAGGCGCCUGACCCUCGGCCUGGCGUCCCUUCGGGCCAUGUUCCCGGAGCUCAGCCCAUGCCGUACGCUGAGGUCCUCGAGGGCGGUAACUACUCGAACACGGUUGAGGGUAUUCAGAGCCGGAUCGCCGCAUCGUUGUCAGAGCAUGGGACCCGGUUGGAUUGCUCGAAGCACAGUAUUGUGAUGUGCGGUAGUGGUGUUACUGCCUGUACUGUCAAGACUGCUUUUGAAGCCUGCGGAUAUGUUCCGGUUCGUCUAUAUGACGGAUCGUGGAGCGAAUGGGGUCGCAGAGCGGAGCCUCGCUAUAUUGCGAUCGGUAGGGAUUGGUAA
Eremothecium gossypii ATCC 10895 is the source of this 912-nucleotide messenger RNA. RefSeq names its product thiosulfate sulfurtransferase (gene TUM1). Gene Ontology annotation, biological process: transsulfuration. The transcript has a single exon. Gene Ontology annotation, molecular function: thiosulfate-cyanide sulfurtransferase activity. Gene Ontology annotation, cellular component: mitochondrion. The record is from RefSeq and is marked provisional. Bases 1 to 912 code for a protein of 303 amino acids. NCBI's taxonomy places the organism in Eukaryota, Fungi, Ascomycota, Saccharomycetes, Saccharomycetales, Saccharomycetaceae.